CGAUUACCAAACUUCGCCACAUUUCUCCGAUUCUUCCUUCUGCUGUUCUGCUUCGUCGUCUUCUCCUCCUCCUCCUCCUCCUCCAAUUCCAUCGUCGAUAUUUUAUUGCUCAUCGAUUGAGCUCCCAUCGGCGUCUUCCCUCAUGAGAUGCGCUCGCCUCGCCGGAGGAAUUCCGUUCUCGGCCACAAAUCGCUCUCCAUGAAGCACCACCACCAGCCGCGCAGGAGUGGGAGGAACCCCUUCUUCGCCUUCCUCUUCACCGUCUUCCUCCUCCUCUUCUUCGUCUACAGCGACGAUAUCGUCGAUUCCGUCUCCGGAUUUUUCCUAGCCGGUCGCGGAGACUCGGCGCGGCACCAGGUUCUCGCCGCGAAGCCGAGGCACGAAAGCCAUGUCCCCGGCCGCAUCGACAGCCUUGAGGAGGAGCCCGAUGACGAGGAGGAGCAGGAGACGGUGAGCGAGGAAGAGAAGGAGACGGUGACAGUGGACGUGCCGCGAUCGGUCGAGCCGCCGCCUCGGUCGACGCCCCAGGUUCCCCGAGGGGGGAGGGGACAGAGCAAGGCGGAGGCGAAGCCCCAGAGAGCGGCGUUGAACGUGCCGGAGACCUGCGACCUGUUCGACGGCGAGUGGGUGUACGACGACGUGGCGUACCCGAUCUACAAGGAGCACGAGUGCGGGUUCAUGACCGAACAGGUCACGUGCAUGCGGAACGGCCGCCGCGACGACACCUACCAGAAGUGGCGGUGGCAGCCCCGUGCUUGCGACUUGCCGAGGUUUGAUGCGAAGGUGUUCAUGGAGAGGCUUCGGGGGAAGCGCCUCAUGUUCGUCGGGGACUCCUUGAACAGGAACCAGUGGGAGUCCAUGGUGUGCUUGGUCCAAUCCAUCAUCCCAUGGAACAAGAAGUCUCUCACAAAAAUCGGAUCGCUCAACGUAUUCAGAGCCGAGGAGUACAAUGCUUCGGUGGAGUUCUACUGGGCGCCAUUCCUGGUGGAAUCGAACGCUGAUGACCCAAGAAUUCACAGUAUCCCUGACCGAAUCAUCACCAACUCCAUAGAAAAGCAUGGAAAGCAGUGGAAGGGAGUGGAUUACUUGAUCUUUAACACCUACAUCUGGUGGAUGAACACGCCCAAAAUGAAAGUCCUGAGGAGAAAGUUUGGCCGAGGAUCAACGAACCACACGACCGUCGAGAGGACUACGGCUUACAGGAGAGUCCUCAAGAUAUGGGCAAAAUGGGUGCACAGGAAUUUGAAUCCCAAGAAGACAAUGGUUUUCUUCAUGAGCAUAUCCCCCAAUCACAUGAGGAGCUUGGACUGGGACAAUCCGGAGGGGAUCAAGUGCGCGCUGGAGACGCUGCCGGUGACGAACCUGUCGCACCCGCUGGAGAUCGGCACCGACUGGCGGCUGUUCGCGGUCGAGGAGAGCGUCCUCCGCUCCAUGCGCUUCCCCGUCUCCUUCAUCAAGAUCACCGCGCUGUCGGAGUUCCGCAAGGACGCCCACACCUCCGUCCACACCCUCCGCCAGGGGAAGCUGCUGACUCCGGAGCAGCAGGCCGACCCCGCCACCUUCGCCGACUGCCUCCACUGGUGCCUCCCCGGCCUCCCCGACACCUGGAACGAAUUCAUCUACGCCCGCAUCGCCUCACGACCAUGGCCAAAGCUGCAUGCGCUCACCUCAUGAUCAAUAAUUCUUGAUUGGUUUAACCUUCAUUUUUCCCCCUAUAUAUCUUUCACAUUUUUAUACGUAUAGUAACAUUGUUACUGAACAUAUAAGAUAUAACGUUUAUGUAGAGUUGAAUUAGCUCA
Zingiber officinale is the source of this 1799-nucleotide messenger RNA. Its product is annotated as protein trichome birefringence-like 28. Gene Ontology annotation, cellular component: Golgi apparatus. The coding region runs from base 148 to 1674 and encodes 508 amino acids. The record is from RefSeq and is a predicted model, not a curated record. NCBI's taxonomy places the organism in Eukaryota, Viridiplantae, Streptophyta, Magnoliopsida, Zingiberales, Zingiberaceae. The transcript has 5 exons. Gene Ontology annotation, molecular function: O-acetyltransferase activity.